Messenger RNA from Pteropus alecto (black flying fox), 913 nucleotides. RefSeq names its product nucleophosmin/nucleoplasmin 3 (gene NPM3). NCBI's taxonomy places the organism in Eukaryota, Metazoa, Chordata, Mammalia, Chiroptera, Pteropodidae. Gene Ontology annotation, biological process: chromatin remodeling. The transcript is spliced from 6 exons. Bases 42 to 575 code for a protein of 177 amino acids. Gene Ontology annotation, molecular function: RNA binding; histone binding; chromatin binding. Gene Ontology annotation, cellular component: cytoplasm; nucleoplasm; nucleolus. The record is from RefSeq and is a predicted model, not a curated record.
UGUACGUGUCGGAGGCGGAGUUCCGAAGCGGUCCUUGCAGCAUGGCCGCCGGAGCCACCGCCGCCUUGGCGUUCUUGAGCCGGGAGAGCCGAACCCGGGCUGGGGGCGUUGGGGGGCUGCGGGCCCCGGCUCCGGUUACUAUGGACAGUUUCUUCUUCGGCUGUGAGCUCUCUGGCCACACUCGCUCUUUCACCUUCAAGGUAGAGGAAGAGGAUGAUGCAGAGCACGUGUUGGCUUUGACCAUGCUCUGCCUCACAGAGGGGGCUAAAGAUGAGUGUAACGUGGUAGAAGUUGUGGCUCGGAACCAUCACCACCAGGAGAUUGCAGUCCCUGUGGCCAACCUCAAGUUGUCCUGCCAACCCAUGCUCAGUUUGGAUGACUUCCAGCUCCAACCACCUGUAACCUUCCGCCUGAAGUCAGGUUCUGGCCCUGUGCGGAUCACUGGGCGGCACCAGAUUGUUACUGUAAGCAAUGAUGUUUCUGAGGAGGAAGAGAGUGAAGAAGAGGGGAGUGAGGAGGAGGAAGCUGAGUUGUGCCCCAUCCUGCCUGCCAAGAAGCAGGGGGCCAGGCCUUAACUCUCCUUGGUUAGCUAUCACCCUGCCACACAUGCUGUGCACCACGUUGCUGUACAAGUGCCAAGAGUUUUAAACGUCUUCUCCACUGAAGAGGAGGGGUGGGGUGGAGAGUCUUGGGCUGGUGCUAGGAGAGAGGGGGUCCCAUUCUCCAUAGGGUCCUGGUAUUCUAAUCCUAUACCAUGCCUGGGGCUUCCAUUUUUUCUGGGAGUAGGAGGAACUCUGAACUUCUGACCCUCUCUCCCCCUAUGAUCAGCAUAUGAAGCUCAGGACUACACAUUUUUAAAUUCUUUUUACAUUUUUGGAUAAGUGUUGAAAUAAAGUAGCUUUUUUGCAGCUUA